Ostrinia nubilalis (European corn borer) is the source of this 533-nucleotide messenger RNA. Its product is annotated as CCAAT/enhancer-binding protein zeta-like. Lineage: Eukaryota; Metazoa; Arthropoda; Insecta; Lepidoptera; Crambidae. The coding region runs from base 17 to 487 and encodes 156 amino acids. The transcript is spliced from 3 exons. The record is from RefSeq and is a predicted model, not a curated record.
UGACGGCGAACUGAACAUGUCUGGUGAUGAAGAUGAGCCAGAUCUGUCUGGAGACGAAGAAGAACUGCUGUUACAAGACAGUGACGACGAAGCAGACGAAAUAGAAAUCCCAGGGAAGAAGCAGAAAGGAAAACCUAAGCUUAAACUUAAAGGAAAAGAUGAUCUCGGAUCCCUAUUCGCAUCAGCUGAAGAAUUCUCAACACUUCUAGAAGAAACCGCGUCCAACAAAAAGCAAGGAUCCAGCCAAGCCGUCUCCAAUACUGACAAUUCCAGCCACAAGCAACUGGCUUGGGAAGAGAAGCGAGACACGUGGAUAAAAGGAUACAACAGAAAGAUAUUGGGCAACAAAAAAGCCGGAAAAGGCAGGAAAUUCAAUAAAAACAAACAAAAUGGUGGCUUCAACAAAAUGACUGACAGCAAAAAAGGCGGGAAACGGAAAGGCGGAAACGCAGACGGUGGGGGUGGGAAAAAGAAAAAGUUCAAAUAAUGAAUUUUAUUUUUAAUGCGUAAAUAAAAUUAUUGUGUUAUCCAUU